Molecule: messenger RNA, 3882 nt
Organism: Asterias rubens (European starfish)
Lineage: Eukaryota; Metazoa; Echinodermata; Asteroidea; Forcipulatida; Asteriidae
Product: F-box/LRR-repeat protein 6-like
Exons: 11
Coding region: 47-1750 (567 amino acids)
Biological process (GO): SCF-dependent proteasomal ubiquitin-dependent protein catabolic process
Cellular component (GO): SCF ubiquitin ligase complex
Molecular function (GO): protein binding
Source: RefSeq, a predicted model, not a curated record
UUUGAAGGUCAGCAGGCAGCCUGGUCGCUGGUGAAGCUAGAGGAUCAUGGCUGGAAACCAACAGCCACGUCAAAGGGGAAUAUUAGGGGUACUGAAGCCAGCUGAGCCAUUGCUGUUCUCGUUCCUCCCGAACGGAGCACAGGAAUGGCCGUCUGAUGAUGACGAGGAAGAUUCCGACUAUGAUCCGAAUGUUUCAGCUGAUUUUGGUGACGAGGAUGGUGAAGCAUCACCAACGGCAAUAUCUUCAAAAAAGAAGCCAAAAACCUCUAAAAAGGACACUAUUCCCUCUAGAUCAAAACAGAAAUCAAAAGCAACAAAAAAGUCACAGAAACCAGCAAAAGGAGUGAAGACAGAUAAAAGGAAAGCAGCAAAAAGACGAAGGACUUCAGCGCCAUCCUCAAAAGGUCAAAAGGUUCCAGAUAGAAAUGACAGUGAAGUUCAAAGGUCAAGCUUCGGAGACCCCACUUUGUGGGGUCAGAGGUUACCACUGAUUGUGCUUCAGAAGGUGUAUCAGUAUGUGGUGCAAUCAUCCGGGGCUAUUCCAUUUCUGUGCAGAGCGUGUAGAGUUUGUAGACUGUGGAGAGAGGCUGCCGUUCAUUCAUCGCUAUGGCAACAUCUUGACUUAGCCAAUGGGAGAAUCAAAUGUACGGAUGCCACGUUGGAUUGGCUGGCACAGAACAGAUUAUCACAAGUGAAAUCAAUUAACUUAGGAGGUUGGAAAAAGCUAACCGAUGAAGGAAUUAAGGCGUUGGUAACUCACUGUCCAAAGCAUCUGACUACCAUUCAGCUCAACGGUUGCAUCAAACUUGGCUCUAAGUCUGUCAACGCUUUGGCCGAUAGUUGCCCAAAGCUUCACACCUUGGACCUGUCAAACAGCAAUGCAGACGUUGUAAGCAUUAGUAGUAUGACUAAUGUUCUGCAGAGCCUCGGCAGCCGAUUACGAGUCCUGAGUCUUGCUUCAAAUAAACUGAAAGCAGGUCCCAUCUUAAAAAGUCUCAUGACAUACUGCAGUAAUCUGACAACUUUAGAUAUCUCCAACUGCAAGUUCUCUUCUGACUUCCUGAUGUUACACAUUGAGGAAUUCCAACGAGGCUGUCCCAAGCUACAAGUAUUAAGAUUAGCUGGCUGCAUGGUCAGGGCAGGCCAGGCUACCACUAAAGCUCAGGCAGCGUCUACAGGUUUCCCUGAUCUUCAAGAACUCAGCCUGGCAGUGAACACCGAUAUCAACGUGUCUAAUGGAGGAAUCGCUAUAGAUGAUAACAUGCUUCUAAGACUCCUAGUGAAAUCUCAUCAGCUUAGGUUACUGGACCUCAGGGGCUGCACUCAUAUCACUGCCGUUGGGAUACAAAGACUUCCAGUGUAUGAUCUUCAGCAUCUGUUUAUAUCACAGUGUUCAGUGUCACGCUACGAAGGAAUAGAAGCAAUAGUACAAAAGUGGCGACACAGCUUGAUAGAGCUUGACUUAUCAUGGAACGUAUUCCCAGCCAUGUCGCUGGACAUCGCUAUACAGAAGUUAUCGAGUGUGCCCGGUCAGUCCGUACUAAGAGAUAUCAAUCUGGCAGGGACGUCCAUCACGGCCGAAAGAGUCAGGUCCAUUUUAGAGGGAUGUCCAUCACUUGUAUCACUCAAUCUUGCCUCUUGUCGUGGGCUACCUCGUGGGAUGAAGCGCAGCUAUUCAGGGGAGUGUCUGGUACAACUCAAGACUGAUCUCAGAACAGCCUCACCAAGUAGCUUGGAGUAUGUUGACUAGGGCUUCACCAGACACCUAGAGACUGUGGACUAGGGCUUCACCAGACACCUAGAGACUGUGGACUAGGGCUUCACCAGACACCUAGAGACUGUGGACUAGGGUUUCACCAGACACCUAGAGACUGUGGACUAGGGUUUCACCAGACACCUAGAGACUGUGGACUAGGGCUUCACCAGACACCUAGAGACUGUGGACUAGGGUUUCACCAGACACCUAGAGACUGUGGACUAGGGCUUCACCAGACACCUAGAGACUGUGGACUAGGGCUUCACCAGACACCUAGAGACUGUGGACUAGGGCUUCACCAGACACCUAGAGACUGUGGACUAGGGUUUCACCAGACACCUAGAGACUGUGGACUAGGGUUUCACCAGACACCUAGAGACUGUGGACUAGGGCUUCACCAGACACCUAGAGACUGUGGACUAGGGUUUCACCAGACACCUAGAGACUGUGGACUAGGGCUUCACCAGACACCUAGAGACUGUGGACUAGGGCUUCACCAGACACCUAGAGACUGUGGACUAGGGCUUCACCAGACACCUAGAGACUGUGGACUAGGGUUUCACCAGACACCUAGAGACUGUGGACUAGGGCUUCACCAGACACCUAGAGAAUGUGGACUAGGGCUUCACCAGACACCUAGAGACUGUGGACUAGGGUUUCACCAGACACCUAGAGACUGUGGACUAGGGCUUCACCAGACACCUAGAGACUGUGGACUAGGGUUUCACCAGACACCUAGAGACUGUGGACUAGGGCUUCACCAGACACCUAGAGACUGUGGACUAGGGCUUCACCAGACACCUAGAGGCUGUUGACUAGGGCUUCACCAGACACCUAGAGACUGUGGACUAGGGCUUCACCAGACACCUAGAGACUGUGGACUAGGGUUUCACCAGACACCUAGAGACUGUGGACUAGGGCUUCACCAGACACCUAGAGACUGUGGACUAGGGUUUCACCAGACACCUAGAGACUGUGGACUAGGGCUUCACCAGACACCUAGAGACUGUGGACUAGGGCUUCACCAGACACCUAGAGACUGUGGACUAGGGCUUCACCAGACACCUAGAGACUGUGGACUAGGGUUUCACCAGACACCUAGAGACUGUGGACUAGGGUUUCACCAGACACCUAGAGACUGUGGACUAGGGCUUCACCAGACACCUAGAGACUGUGGACUAGGGCUUCACCAGACACCUAGAGACUGUGGACUAGGGCUUCACCACCAAGUACCCAGAGAAGUAUUUGUGGACUAGGGUUUCACAAAGCACCUGGGAGUAUGUGGCUAUGCACCUAGGAAUAUGUGGACUAGGUCUUCACCAAGCACCUAGCAUUAUGUCUUCAUCAAGCACUAUAUUUUGAGCACUCCAAAGUUGUUCCGGGCUUUAAAAACUCUCAGCUGUAAGUCAGUUCAGUACACAGGCCAGUCGACAUGAAGUUUGAAAAAGCAGUGCAGACUGUACAAUGUACCAGAGAUUGUAAAUACAUGUAUUUAUCAAUUUUUCUACAACAAUUUAUUGUAUUUUGUACAAAGUAUUUUGCAAUUUUUGGUGUGGAUAUUGACCACUCAAGAAACUCAAAGAUUUAUGAUAAUGUACCUGUACAGUCCAAUUGAUAAUACAAAUGUAUUUGUAACAAAAAACAAAACCAAAUCUUAUUUAAUUUCUGUUAUUUAUCAUGUUAAAGGGUCUGUGUACUUUUUGUACCAAAAAAUACAAUGUUACCAGAUUGACAUUUACAGCUGAGCUGCUGUAGACUGAUUGACAUUUACAGCUGAGCUGCUGUAGACUGAUUGACAUUUACAGCUGAGCUGCUGUAGACUGAUUGACAUUUACAGCUGAGCUGCUGUAGACUGAUUGACAUUUACAGCUGAGCUGCUGUAGACCGAUUGACAUUUACAGCCGAGCUGCUGUAGACUGAUUGACAUUUACAGCUGAGCUGCUGUAGACUGAUUGACAUUUACAGCUGAGCUGCUGUAGACUGAUUGACAUUUACAGCUGAGCUGCUGUAGACUGAUUUUAGGGAUGACAUUUAGUGGUGGAAUGCGUGUCCGUCAUUUGUGAACAUUUUCAGCAAAACUUACAUCAUUAGUCCAGAUUGCUUUUAGGCAUAAUGGGGGGGGGGGG